Purpureocillium lilacinum is the source of this 387-nucleotide messenger RNA. The record is from RefSeq and is a predicted model, not a curated record. NCBI's taxonomy places the organism in Eukaryota, Fungi, Ascomycota, Sordariomycetes, Hypocreales, Ophiocordycipitaceae.
AUGACGAGGUGGGCAGAAGAGAGACCGGGUAAGGGGCAGACGAAGACCCGACAACCCCAUGACCCGGGUCUAUAUGACGUCUUAUUAAGAAGCUGCAGAUCACCGGCGGCUGCAAGCACAUGUGCAGCGGCUUAUUAUAGAAACGCAAGGAGGGACAGCCUAAAAGGAGUUGCCGGCGGCUGCAAGGGCUCAUGUCGGCGGAGAGAUCGGGCUGGAGAUGGAUAUCAAGAUGGCCCUGGAUCGGGGAAGGGCAUGCCGGCAGCUCGGGUUCCUGGGGGUUGCGCCGCACGAAUGACACGGCAGGGGAUGGGUGUGCGAGAAGAGGGAUACGCUCACUCCUUUGUGCUUAUUGAGACGUUUAAAGCUGCCAGGCGUAGGGGUGUGUGA